GAAGCUUCAUAGAAAUGACAAGUGUAUAUGUGGGUGUGCCUUUGCAAUAAUAUAUUAUUAAUAAUUAAUAUUACUAGGGGUAUAUAUAAAAUGAGUAAGGAAGAAACAUAAUAAUAAUCCCAACCCAUGCAACUAUCAGACGUACAUUCCUGCUUCGAUCACAUCCUACAGUUUCUAAUUAAGCUUAGAGUAAAAAGAAAUCAAACUUUUUAUAGCUCACAGUCAAUGGCUAACAAUGAGGUCAUUCUAAGUACUUUUGAAUCAGAAUUUAAUGUUUAUCUAGAGUCCAUUCGUCAACAUCUUCUAGAAGAUGAAUUCGAGACUGAUUAUAGUUAUGGCCCUAAUUUAUCCUCAGCCCCUGAUGAUCAUAUCGUUACCAAGCUACAAUAUAAUAAUUAUCAAAGUAGUCAAAGUCAUGAACUACAUCAUCAGCAAUGUGAUGACGUCGGAGCCGUCGUGUGGCCUAGUUCGACAGCUGAAAAUAAUCAAACUCGGGAAGCGGACGCGGCGAUGGGCGCAGCAGCUGAUUGGAGAAUGGAGACAGUUGAGCGUGGGGCUGACCCGCCAAUAAGAGGAUGGGCGCGUUUUAGGGGAGUGAGGCGGCGGCCAUGGGGGAAGUUCGCGGCAGAGAUAAGGGACCCGAAGAAGAAUGGAACGAGGGUGUGGCUUGGAACGUACGAGAAACCUGAGGAUGCCGCCUUGGCUUAUGACAAAGCCGCCUUCAAGAUGCGUGGCUCGAAAGCCAAGUUGAAUUUUCCGCACCUCAUUGGCUCGGGUGGGCCCGAGCCAGUGAGGGUGCUACCGAAGCGCCGGUUGCGGGAGGAUUUGAUGAAGUCUGGUUCUGCUUCUUCUAUGAUGGAUGACGGCUUGUUGAAGCCAAAGCAAGGGCGAGAUGGUGGCUCAGUGGCUCAAGCCGAAUCAAAAGUGGAAGCUCCGUUUGAGGUUUUUCAGUUGGGCCCACCGAGUGACCAUUGGAGAAAUGAUUGUAAUCCGGUGUUCUCUGGUGCACCUAAAAAUUUUUCUACUUCUUAUUUCGAUUACCAAAACUUAGUGUAAUCAAUUUUUUAUCAUUGAAAGAUAAACUGUUUGAAAAUUUUAUAGUGCACUUCCUAAAUAUAAAUGGUUGAUUC
Messenger RNA from Cannabis sativa, 1130 nucleotides. RefSeq names its product ethylene-responsive transcription factor ERF106-like. Bases 127 to 1056 code for a protein of 309 amino acids. The transcript has a single exon. Gene Ontology annotation, molecular function: DNA binding; DNA-binding transcription factor activity. The record is from RefSeq and is a predicted model, not a curated record. NCBI's taxonomy places the organism in Eukaryota, Viridiplantae, Streptophyta, Magnoliopsida, Rosales, Cannabaceae. Gene Ontology annotation, biological process: ethylene-activated signaling pathway; regulation of DNA-templated transcription.